Molecule: messenger RNA, 1726 nt
Organism: Rhineura floridana
Lineage: Eukaryota; Metazoa; Chordata; Lepidosauria; Squamata; Rhineuridae
Gene: DYNC2I2
Product: dynein 2 intermediate chain 2
Exons: 9
Coding region: 172-1689 (505 amino acids)
Biological process (GO): intraciliary transport
Cellular component (GO): cytoplasmic dynein complex; ciliary plasm
Molecular function (GO): dynein light chain binding; dynein heavy chain binding
Source: RefSeq, a predicted model, not a curated record
AAGCGCGGCUUCGUUGCCUUUUCGCAAGACGGCGGUUCUGGGGGCGUCGUACUGCCUUCCCGCUUCGCUCUGAGUGCGACGUCAUCAGGAGCCGUCGCCGGUCCUCGUUGCCAUGGCAACCACCUCCGCUGGGCCUACCUAGGCGCGGAUGAUUAGGAGCCGUUUCUCGGGAUGUUCGGGGACUCCGUGGCGAGCGGAGUUGAUGUGGAGUCGGUGUGGAGAAGGGACCAGGGGGCUCGCUGCGAGGAGAAAAGCACCCAGACAAGAUUAAUCUCCACAGCCGAAGCUGUAACCCAGUCCUGUUGCUGCCGAGAUGCUGGCGUACAGACAGACAGCGAGAGAGAGCAGGGCCGAGGACUGACUACUCUUCCAUCCCCUGUGCUUGUGGAUUAUGCUAGCCUGCGUUCCUUUCUGCAGAGUGUGGAAGAAGCUGUCAUCAGGGAGCUUGACAAAAACUGGAAAAGCCAUGCCUUCGAUGGCUUUGAGGUGAACUGGGCAGAUCAGAAUGAAACGGUCUCUUGCUUGCAUAGUCUGUCGUAUCCUGAAGCACAAGAGCGCAAGCUGCAAGUCACCAGCGUCUCCUGGAACGCCACUGGGGCAGUUGUUGCAUGUUCGUACGGCAGACUGGAUGAUGGGGAUUGGAGCACGGAAAAAUCCUACGUCUGCACCUGGAAUCUUGACCGCAGAGCGCUAGACCCCAAACAUCCGGAUCUAGUGGUGGAAGUUCCCAGUUCCGUUAUGUGUUUGGCUUUCCAUCCACUGCAGCCUUCGCUCAUAGCUGGAGGCCUUUUCAGUGGGGAGGUCCUAGUGUGGGACACCAGCAGACAAGAAGACCCCUUGGUCUGGAGGACAGGAAUGACUGAUGACACCCACACCGAUCCAAUUUAUCAGGUUGGUUGGCUCCAAGGCUCAAAACAUGGCCACCCUUUCCGCAUUCUGAGCGUAUCGACCGAUGGGAAGAUCCUGGUGUGGCAGGAGGAGAGGGACGGCAUCCUCAAGCCUGCAGAUGGCUUUGCCUUGGCGUUGCAGCAGAUUCCCAGGAGCACAAAACUGAAGAAGCAUCCACGAGGAGACAUCGCAGUGGGUGUGACCUCUCUCUCCUUCUCCCACUUUGAGCCCAGUGUGUUCGUCGUUGGCACCGAAGGUGGCUAUUUGUUGAAAUGCUCUACUGCAGCGGAGGCCGUUGCUCUCCUGCAGAAAGGCAGCUCUAUCCCACUUAAGGCACCUGCACAGUUUGUCUUCUCCCCCCACGGAGGUCCCGUCUACUGUGUAAGCUGCUCACCUUUCCACAGGAAUCUGUUUUUGAGUGGAGGGACCGAUGGGCACGUUCAUUUGCACUCCAUGUUACAAGCUCAGCCCCUUGUUUCCCUUCAGUUAUCGAAGAAAUAUAUUUUCAGUGUGAGAUGGUCUCCAAUACGACCCUUGGUUUUUGCAGCUGCUUCUGGUGAAGGAGAAGUGCAGCUGUUUGACUUUGGAAAGAGCUCUCAGAAGCCAUCCAUUUUGAUCAAACAGACCUCGGACCAUACCCCUGUGUACUGCUUGGAGUUCAACCACAGACAGGCUCAGCUUCUUGCUGCUGGAGAUGGGAGUGGAAUGGUGAAGAUAUGGCAGUUAAGUUCAGACUUCACAGAAGAGGGACCACGGGAAAUGAACCAUCUUGACCAACUAGCAAAUGAAGUCACAGAUUAAUAGGGACCACAAUAAAAACCUUGAUGUAUUGAUCUCA